This is a messenger RNA of Exophiala mesophila, 1011 nucleotides long. RefSeq lists its product as uncharacterized. The record is from RefSeq and is a predicted model, not a curated record. NCBI's taxonomy places the organism in Eukaryota, Fungi, Ascomycota, Eurotiomycetes, Chaetothyriales, Herpotrichiellaceae. Gene Ontology annotation, molecular function: S-adenosylmethionine-dependent methyltransferase activity; O-methyltransferase activity. The transcript has a single exon. The coding region runs from base 1 to 732 and encodes 243 amino acids.
AUGGCUCAGAAGUUCACCACCAACCAAUAUCUCGAGCACGAUGCUCGAUGGGAUGCUGUCGAUGCAUACGCAAACAAGCACCUUCUUCACCCUUCCCGCAACAAGUUCCAUCAGGCUCUCGAGUUUGCAUACAAGAACUCCAUCGACAAAGGACUGCCCGACAUCGCAUCAUAUCCUGCCCAAGGCAAGAUGUUGGCCAUUCAAGCUCAGAUUGCCGGGGCCAAGAAUGUUCUUGAGGUUGGCACCUUGGGUGGCUACGCAGCUAUCUGGAUAGCCGGCGCGCUUCCUGAUGAUGCUAAAGUGACCAGCAUCGAACUCGAUCCUCAUCACAAGCAGGUCGCCGAGGAAAACAUUGCCAAUGCUGGCCUUAGUGAUAAGGUCACCAUUGAACUAGGCCCCGCCAUAGACGUGAUUCCAAGGCUUACCCAAGAGAUCCAGAACGGCGAGCGAGACAAAUUCGACUUUGUUUUCAUCGAUGCUGACAAAGAGAACAACCUCGCCUAUUUUGAACUCGCUUUACAGGCUGUCCGUUCCAGAACCCCCAUUUUCGUCGACAACGUGGUUAGGAGGGGAAUGGUUGCUGAUGAAGAACUUGCAAGGAAAGAUUCACGUGUGGCUGGGAUCAGGAAUCUCAUUGAGUCCGUUGGUGCAAAUGAAAAGGUCGAGGCCGUGGUGGUCCAGACCGUCUCGGAGAAGAACUACGACGGCUUUUUGUUGGCCGUAGUGAAAUGAUUGCUUUGGUUUCAUUUCUGGAGUUCUCCGACCAUCAAGACUCGUCUGGAGCAACUUUGGACUUUCCUCUCCCUUUCAGGAGCCUUCGCAAUACAUGCCACACAAUGAGCCAGAUGUGCUGCCUGCUUCCGAUCCCGUUCCCCGGCGAAGGGUUUCAGACUGUCCUUGACGCUUGAGGAACUUAUAUGGGACAUUAUAUUCACAUUCAGAUGACAUCGAAUAAUGGGGCGUCUGCCGCUUUUACAAUGCUAUAAGCUACCUAGUAUUGUCAAGUUCAUG